Owenia fusiformis is the source of this 1499-nucleotide messenger RNA. The record is from the annotation of a GenBank genome assembly. Lineage: Eukaryota; Metazoa; Annelida; Polychaeta; Sabellida; Oweniidae.
GGUUGUCUUAAAUCUAGCUGUAUAUAUUAAAGUCUUUAAACCCAUUGUAGUUGAUUUUCAUGAAGAUGACUGGAGUCCCUUUGAUUGAACACCCUGCCCUCCUAAAUGGUGGAGUACCAAAAAUAGAAAACAUUAACAUAUAAAACAGACAUACAAAAUACUCAGUUUAGACCAACAUAAGUUAGAUCACAUUAUUAAUCUGUAUGUCUGAAUACAACAAAACACACAUACAGUAUAGUCUUAUUUUGCAAACAGGUGGGGUCAAUUAGCCAUUUUCUUCAGUUCAGUACAAAGUUAUUUACAAGACAUCUUCGCAAUGCUCAUAGUGACAUACAAUUCAUAAAAGGUCCUUAGCUGAUGCAAGCAAAUGGAAGGAUUACUCAGUUGGAGGAAUUUCUUGUUGCUGUAUGAAAUCUGAUUUGGGAUCAUUUAAUUACUUACAUAAAUAUUUCUUUCUGUUUCCAGGUCCACAUGUCUAUAUAUCAGUGAAUGGUGAUGAGAUGGUCUUCCAUUGUGACACGUGUACGGACACAUUCUCAAAUAAGUUCCAUUUUUCAAAACACAUGAAAGGUCAUCAUGGUGAUAAACCUUACCGUUGUAAUCAAUGUGAACAAAGGUUUAAAGCAUUAUAUAACUGGAGCCAGCAUAUGAUGCGGCACAUGGGAGGAAAUCACUAUGAUUGUAAAACAUGCGGGAAAAGAUUAUGUACUAAUGGUGCAUUAGCUCAACAUGAAGAACUUAUACACUCAGGUGUCAAAAAGUUCAUAUGUCAGCUCUGUGGCAAAAAGUUUGGAAGACGCAAUGACCUGACAUUGCAUGAAAGCCGCCAUAGUAACACAAAGUCACACAAAUGUUCUAUCUGUGGAAGGGGAUUCCAACAUAAGUCAUUGAUAACCCAACACAUGUGGAACACCCAUAAACAUUUGUUUAUGUGUCAAUCAUGUGGUGCUACAUUUUCUCGGAAAGAACAUCUUAAAGCUCAUGCGAGAAUUCAUACUGGCGAGAAGCCAUAUAAAUGCAAAGUUUGUGGAAAGGGAUUUGCACAGAUUGCAUCUGUUCAAUAUCACAAUAAAAAUACUUGUAAGAAUGUGCAUUAGAUACACAAAGGAACUAUUGUUACAUGACAAAAAUAAGGACACAAUAGUCGUACAUAUUAGCCUAUAUGUAACGAGUCUUCUUAACUAACAAUGCAAAUUGGUUCUAGAUAAUAGUGCAGAAGUAUUUAGUAUUAAUAGUUCAUAUUCUUCACUUAUUUAAAAACCCAUGUAAAUCAUUCCUCAAAAUAAAAAUAUAAAAAUAAAGUGUGUGUUUUUCUUAUUUUGUUACCAUAUUGAUUAAUGAUUAAGGAUUGAAAGUGUAUGUUGAGUCUAGAGUGUUGGGAUGGUAUAUGAUUGUUGUAUUUCACAGUGCUCAUAAUGAUAAAUCAUUCUUAAAGGCCCUGUAUAUAGUUGGAAAAUAUAGUUUAAUCAUUCAAAUAUUACUUUUCAUGACUUGAAAAA